CAUGUGAAUGAACUUAGAUCUUAGGGGCAGAAUGGUAAACUAAGCAUGGAAUAAAGAACCCAAAAUAUUUCGCUUGUGCAGAUCGUGGCACUGGCAAGCACUUCACUGCAGCACUGUAAUUUCAUGUUGUUUUAUACGACGACCAUCGAAACAAAAUGCAUGGUGAGAGCACACAGAAUAAAUUAUUAAGAAAAGAAAAAAACUUAAAGAGUACACAUGUUGGUUUAUCCAUUGAUUUAACUACGCCAUGGUGAUCAAUCGAGUGCUGUGUUGUCUGCUCUUAUGAGGAACUGUAUAACUGUUCCUCUUUGUCUCUGCAAGAGGCCCACAUGGCCAUCCCCUCGCAUUAUAAAGCAUUCAUCCUCGCCUCCUCUUUCCUUCCCUUCCAAAAUUAACAAUCUCAUUCUUCUUCUCAAACUCGAGGCCACCCGCUGCAUCGCUUCCCCCUCGUCAAGAUAAGGCCAUUUUCUGGCAAAGAGAAAUGGAGGAAGUCGCAACCAUCUUCUACUCUCAAGAGUCCUACAUUAGAGGCCACCAGGCCAACAUUUCUGCUGCAAAUACUAGCAGCGUACCAGGCUUCAACUCUAGCAGCUUCUCCAUGCCUCCUUACCUGCCAAGCUGCUUCCAGAUUCAUUCCCCUAGCCAGGAGUUUACUUCACAGACCAGUUCAUGGAGCAGUUCGGCUUCAGAUGAAGCAGAAGAACAUCAAAGCAUGAUUGAUGAGAGAAAGAAGAGAAGAAUGCUAUCAAACAGGGAGUCCGCACGCAGAUCGCGCAUGCGUAAACAGAGGCUUCUUGACGAGCUCUGGUCGCAAGUGGUGCAGCUUCGGUCUGAGAACCGCGAGCUCAUUGAAAAGCUCAACUCUCUGUCCGACCAGCAUGAACAGAUCAUGAGAGAGAACCGGUCCCUUAGGAAAGAAGCUAGAAUACUCCAGAAGAAUCUAAGAGAUUUGCAGAUGAACCCAGAUGCAGCUCUUCAAGAAGGUGACAAGGUCCCUUGCAACAUAGAACAUCUCCAAGCACAUAACCAACCAACCAGUAGCCAGUUACAUCUUGAUUUUCUGCAAUAAUCUCUCUCUC
Nymphaea colorata (pocket water lily) is the source of this 1079-nucleotide messenger RNA. RefSeq names its product basic leucine zipper 43-like. The record is from RefSeq and is a predicted model, not a curated record. Bases 482 to 1069 code for a protein of 195 amino acids. NCBI's taxonomy places the organism in Eukaryota, Viridiplantae, Streptophyta, Magnoliopsida, Nymphaeales, Nymphaeaceae. Gene Ontology annotation, biological process: regulation of DNA-templated transcription. The transcript has a single exon. Gene Ontology annotation, molecular function: DNA-binding transcription factor activity.